AUGGCUAUAAGUGGUUUAAUUUCCAACACAAACUUGACUUCUUUCAUUGCAUCAGGAAAUUAUCAAUUGAGAAAGGAUCUAUCACUUCAAAGAGGAAGCAUUUUUAGUGUUCGUCAUGGUGGCCAGAUUGCAAAGAACCUCUUUGCAAGAAAAAUAAGCCAUAUUGAACAAAGAGAAGUAUAUGGACUAGGAGUAAGAAAGCUUAGUAAGCUAAAUAGAGGCUGCGUUCAUUACAGGUCAGAGGAGUAUUAUGACAUUGAUGAAACAAAGGUGGUUCCUGUGGUAUCUGAUGAAGGAACAGGCGAGGCAAUUCAAUUGGAAGGAAAUGGUGCACUGGUUUCUCCUUGGUGGCGGCGGCUUCCUAAGCGCUGGCUUAUCGUAUUGCUGUGCUUUACUGCAUUUCUUCUAUGCAACAUGGACCGUGUGAGUAUCUUGUUUUGGUAA
Molecule: messenger RNA, 444 nt
Organism: Lathyrus sativus (Indian pea)
Lineage: Eukaryota; Viridiplantae; Streptophyta; Magnoliopsida; Fabales; Fabaceae
Source: the annotation of a GenBank genome assembly